AAUCAGAUCAGAUGUCAAUUGUCAAUGAAUGAAUGAAAGAGUGUCAAAAUAUUAAAAAUAACCAAACAAACGAAGCGAAAUAAAAACAAAUUGCGCAGAAGGAAGAAUAAUUAGUAUUUGCUAGAAUAUUGCAUUGUUAUAAGUAAAAACUAGUGAGUACUUAUUAAGAUGUUGUCUGUGAUUCGACGGGCGACUUUACGAACAUCAACUCCCGCAUUGAGUGUGGUGCGUGGGAAGGCAGCUUAUGAAGGUGAAGGCAAGACGACUGUGCGUGUCAUCAACCAGGAGUAUGAUGCUGGACUCAUGAUCGACUCUUAUGCCACGUAUGGCUUCAAGCUGAAUAAUGGCCUUACAGUGCUGGGACCUAUGGCUAUAUUCCCCAGGACGGUAAUGUCGUGGCAAGUGUCGGAAGCGGAGGAGGUGACGGAGCAGUCGCUCAAGCUCUUCAAACUGCUGGAGCCUCGCAUUGACUUGCUGGUGGUAGGUUUAGAUACAAACGAGAGGCCUCUGCAAGACGCUGUGCUGCGGCUGGCGCGAUCGCUGGGGCUCAACGCUGAGGUGCUGCCCACUGAGCAUGCCUGUUCUACCUUCAACUUCCUCAAUUCUGAGGGCAGGUCGGUAGCUGCAGCCCUGAUACCACCUUCGAACAUAGCUCGUAUCUCCGAAGACGAUAUGCUACACACCAAGCUACACUACCACGACGUUUUUAACAAGCCCCUCCUGUAACUGCACUACCCACUACUUGGGCCUACCCACUACUUGGGCCUACCCACAACUCGGGCCUAACCACAACUUGGGCCCUCCCAUAACUUGGGCCUACCUACAACUUGGCCCACCUACAGCUUGGGCCCACCUGCAACUUGGGCCUAUCCACAACGCGGGCCUUCCCACAACUUGGGCCCAGGGCCUUCCCACAACUUGGGCCCAGGGCCUACUCACAACUUGGGCCCACUCGCCUCGGGAUAGGGACAGCGACGACACUCAGGCCUGCUUUUACUGGUAACUGAAAAAGUGUCAGCUAUCUGAUAGAUAGUGGAUAAGUUCCUGAUAGGCUAUCAGAGACUUUAUCAGUAACCAAUGAAAAGGGUAGCUUGUUAUAAGUUAGACAAUUUUGUAAAUAUUAGCCAAUAGUUGUUGUUAUAUUAUGAAGAAUAAAUUAUUAUUUUUAUUAUGGCA
Molecule: messenger RNA, 1176 nt
Organism: Helicoverpa zea (corn earworm)
Lineage: Eukaryota; Metazoa; Arthropoda; Insecta; Lepidoptera; Noctuidae
Product: NADH dehydrogenase [ubiquinone] 1 alpha subcomplex assembly factor 3
Exons: 6
Coding region: 169-726 (185 amino acids)
Biological process (GO): mitochondrial respiratory chain complex I assembly
Cellular component (GO): mitochondrial inner membrane
Source: RefSeq, a predicted model, not a curated record